CUUCUGAUGGUCUCCAAUAUUCACUCAUCAGAGGCUGCUGGCACCAAAAGACCCCGUGCAGAAGCUGGUGGGCGGGAACGUGUCAGUCUGAACGAUGGCUGGCGCUUUCAGCGCUUCGUUGAAAAUCCAGAUGGCCUUUCAUACGACAUCUUGAAGCCGUGGAUUCUUCCAGCAGCGAAUCCAUACCUCACCGGAACCAAACAUGAUCGACCCUCCGCGCCAGGGCCGGGGGCCAACAUUACAUACGUCCAGCCGAGCUUCGAUGAUGCUGUCUGGGAGGCAGUAAACUUACCCCAUGACUGGGCUGCUACUGGAGAGUUUGACUUUUCCGAAGAAACCCCAGGUGGUACAGGUCGCUUGCCCAUUAACGGUAUUGGAUGGUACCGCAAGUCCUUGUCUAUCGAUGAGGAAAUCAUCACGUCUGGGAAAUCACUUUUCUUAGACGUUGAUGGCGCUAUGGCCUACGCUACUGCAUGGCUCAACGGAAAGUUGGUUGGUGGAUGGCCUUACCCCUACAACUCCUUCCGUCUAGACCUUACGCCGUUUGCGAAGGCUGGCGACAACGUUAUUGCAAUCCGAGUCGAAAACGCACCAGAGUCUGCAAGAUGGUAUCCUGGAGCUGGGUUGUAUAGGAAAUUAGAGUUCUUGACUACAAACGCUGUCCACGUGGGUUACCAUGGAAGCUAUAUCACCACUCCUACUAUCUCCGCCGAACAAGCGUCCGUAGAACUACGGAUCGAGGUUGAGAACAAGGGCAACUCAAGUCAAACAGUACAGGUGGCUACAAAUAUCUAUGAGCUUGAUUCAAAGUCCAGGAAAGCAACAGGCGACGCCGUCGCGAAGAUUUCGACAACAACUGUUUCCGUGUCUGGAGGAUCAAAGCAAUCCGUCAACGGCUCUACUACUGUGGCGAAUCCUAAGCUCUGGGGUCCAGCACCCAAACAGACACCGAACGAAUACAUAGCCAUCACCACAGUAUCUAGUAACGGCACGACCUUGGAUACGUACGAGACCCUGUUUGGUAUCCGCACCGUAGCCUACGACCCAAACAAAGGAAUCCUGAUCAACGGCGAGCACGUCCCCGUCUACGGGUCUUGCAACCACCAUGAUCUCGGUUCCUUGGGCGCGGCCUUCAACUACCGUGCGGCAGAGCGUCAAAUUGAGAUGCUACAAGAGAUGGGCAAUAACGCACUCAGAACUUCUCACAACCCUCCAGCACCGGAGUGGCUCGACAUUGCCGAUCGCUUGGGUCUCAUGGUUAUGGACGAGAUCUUCGAUACAUGGCAGUACGCGAAGGUGGAGAACGACUUCCAUCUCAUCUUUCCUGAAUGGUCAGAGGCUGACCUCCGUUCUUUCAUUCGCCGUGACCGCAACCAUCCCUCGAUCAUCUCGUGGAGUAUCGGUAAUGAGCUUGCUGAGCAGUCGAACUCUACAGGUACAGCUACCACUAAGAGGCUUCAAGGCAUCGUACACGAGGAGGAUCCCACAAGGCAAGUUACUGUUGGGAUGAACAAUGCGGGUCCGAACACUGGUCUAGCCGCAGAGAUUGACAUUAUUGGACUCAACUACCAGGGCGAGGGCAAAGGAAAUGCGGCAACAGGUUCUUUUGCUGCUUUCCACAGCAAGUUCCCAAACAAGAUGAUCUGGAGUACUGAAUCUGCAUCAACAGUCAGCUCUCGCGGCGUGUACAUUUUCCCGGUUACGCCCAAGAAAAGUGCAAUUGUUGGUGGAGGCCCUGGUGAAGGCGGUGACCCCAUCAACAACCAUGUCAGUGCAUAUGAGCUCUACGCGCCUUCCUGGGCUGCCUCGCCAGACAAAGUCUUUGAGCAGCAGGAUCGCAAUCCAUACGUUGCUGGAGAGUUUGUCUGGACCGGCUGGGACUACAUUGGCGAGCCCACGCCGUACGACAACUCGAGCCGCAGCUCCUACUUUGGCAUCAUUGAUCUUGCAGGCUUCAAGAAAGAUCGGUUCUACCUUUACCAAGCCCGCUGGCGCCCAGACUUUCCGCAGGUCCGGAUCCUUCCGCAUUGGACUUGGCCUGGCCGUGAAGGCUUAGUGACUCCAGUACAUGUCUUCACCUCAGGCGAUGAAGCCGAACUAUUCAUCAAUGGCAAGUCUGCUGGUCGCCAGAAACGUGGACAGUACGACUACCGCUUGCGCUGGGACAACGUGACCUACACGCCCGGUGAGAUCACCGUGAAAGCGUGGAAGAACGGCGAAGAGUGGGCGGAGGCAUCCCACCGCACUGUUGGCGCUGCUACAGCUCUUAACGUUACCGCUGACCGAACGACCAUUGAUGGAGAUGGAAAGGAUUUGUCUUUCAUCACCGUCGCCGUUGUUGACGCAAAUGGUGAUACUAUUCCGCAAGCUGACAACGAAAUUACCUUCUCCGUCACCUCUGGGCCCGGUGAGAUCGUGAGCACGGACAACGGUGAUCCUCGGGAUGGCACGCCGUUUCCUUCAAAGACACGUAAGGCGUUCAGUGGUCUUGCUCUUGCCAUCGUUCGGGCCGGGGCCGGAUCUAGUGGAGAGAUCGUAAUCGAGGCCAAGGCUGAGGGACUGACCGUUGGUACAGUCACUGUGACAGCUGCGUAGAGAUCCAUACCUGACGGCUGUGGGUUCUUCUACAUAAUUAAAAACGUAGAUUAGAUAGCCUACCCUAGAUCUUGCUCAGAGUACACACGUCC
Molecule: messenger RNA, 2687 nt
Organism: Boeremia exigua
Lineage: Eukaryota; Fungi; Ascomycota; Dothideomycetes; Pleosporales; Didymellaceae
Product: beta-galactosidase
Exons: 2
Coding region: 7-2595 (862 amino acids)
Biological process (GO): carbohydrate metabolic process
Molecular function (GO): hydrolase activity, hydrolyzing O-glycosyl compounds
Source: RefSeq, a predicted model, not a curated record